Molecule: messenger RNA, 2665 nt
Organism: Lonchura striata (white-rumped munia)
Lineage: Eukaryota; Metazoa; Chordata; Aves; Passeriformes; Estrildidae
Source: RefSeq, a predicted model, not a curated record
AUGGUGAGGCCAGGUGAGCCCCGGGCUGGCUCCGGGCCGGAGCGACCCGCUCCCCGCCCCGACACCUGCGCGGCGCCGCCCCGCAGCGCCCGGGGCCAGGCGGGGCCCGCCGCCGCCUUAAAGCCCGGCCGCCCCCGGCACCUGCCUUCCCUUUUCCCUACCUUCCUCCUGGCUCUCAGCCCCGAGCGCUCCGGACCGCGCCGGCGACAUGGGUAUGUGUGGCGGUGCGGGCUGGGGCAGCCCGGAGCGGGCGGCGGAGCGGCGGUGCCCGGCCCGCCGGAGGGAUGGCCCCGGCAUGAGCAUCCCUCCGAGCCGGGUGAUCGUGCCGGGAUGUGGGCUGACAGCGCGGCCGAGGGUCUCGCCCGCCCAGGGCUGCCUCUGCUGCUCGGUGUCGGUCUGAGGAAACACCCGGCUGCUCUUGGGUCUCUGCUCUCCCUCCGGGGCAGUUCUCCCUCUGGCAACGCUGUAUCCUGGUUUAUGCACCCUUGCCUUGAAACCCGAGUGAGAGCCGACAGAUGGUGCCUCGGUCUCUGUGGAAAAACUACCGGCAAGUCGGUGCUCUGCUUUGGCUUCCCUUUGAGCAUUUUCUUCAUCGUCAUCAAUGAGUUCUGCGAGAGGUUCUCCUACUAUGGCAUGAAAACUGUGCUCACUUUGUAUUUCACACGUUUCCUACACUGGGAAGACAACUUUGCCACUGCCAUCUACCACACAUUUGUUGCUCUGUGUUACUUGACGCCGAUCCUUGGAGCAAUGAUUGCAGACUCUUGGCUGGGAAAGUUUAAGACCAUUCUCUACCUGUCCAUUGUCUAUGCGAUUGGGCAGAUAGUGCUGUCUGUGGGCUCCAUAAAUGACCUGACGGAUCACAACCACGAUGGCACUCCUGAUACUAUAGCAGUGAACAUCGCUCUGUCCAUAGUUGGCUUGGUCCUUAUUGCCUUGGGUACUGGUGGGAUCAAACCGUGUGUGUCAGCAUUUGGUGGAGAUCAGUUUGAAGAUGAUCAGGAAAAGCAAAGAAGUACCUUCUUCUCUCUAUUUUAUUUGUCCAUUAAUGCCGGAAGUCUCUUAUCUACUUUAGUCACUCCAACUAUCAGAGCUUCAGAGUGUGGCAUUCAUACCAAACAGGAAUGUUACCCACUUGCUUUUGGAGUUCCUGCUAUCCUCAUGGCUAUUGCCUUGGUUGUGUUCGUAGCUGGAAGCAAAAUGUACAAGAAAGCUAAACCACAAGGAAAUGUAAUGCUUGAAGUUUCCAAAUGUGUUGGAUUUGCCAUCAAAAACAGGUUUCAACAUCUCAGCAAGGAGUUCCCCAAGAGAGAGCACUGGCUGGACUGGGCAAGUGAAAAGUAUGAUAAACGACUGAUUGCUCAGAUAAAGAUGGUGUUGAAGGUGCUUUUCCUUUACAUCCCUCUUCCCAUGUUCUGGGCAGUUUUUGACCAGCAGGGGUCAAGAUGGACACUGCAAGCCACAGCAAUGAAUGGGGAUUUUGGUUUUAAAAUUCAACCAGACCAAAUGCAGAUUGUGAAUCCAAUCCUGAUUGUUAUAAUGGUCCCAGUUGUAGAUUCUUUGGUUUAUCCUUUAAUCAAGAAAUGCAAGCUGAAUUUUACGCCCCUGAAGAAGAUGACUGUGGGGAUGUUCCUCGGCUCUAUGGCUUUUGUUGCUGCUGCCCUUGUGCAAGUGCAAAUAGAUAAAAGCUAUCCAGUUUUCCCUGCAGCUGGGCAAGCUCAAAUUAAAUUAAUAAAUCUGGGUUCUGUUCCUGCAACAGUUCAGUUCCAGCCUCAACUUCAGAGUGUGGAUGUAGCACCUAAUAAGGAGACUGGCUACAUGACAUUUGAGACUUCUAAACUGCAGUCAUUAAACAUAACUUCUGGAACUCUAAAUACAACUGAGUCUUUGGAUCUGACAGAGAAACAACGUUACACUUUCGCAUUUAAAUGGCAUCCAGCAAAGAUCAGUUACAAUUUGAUAGAGGACAAUAUCACAGCAAAACCAGCAGAUGGAAAAAGUCUCGUCAGGUUCAUAAACAAUUCCAAUUUUACUGUCAAUGUUACUAUGGGUGACAUGGCUUUUGGAGAGCUGCAACCUCUUUCUGCCAGUAAUUACAGCGUCAUUUCAAACCCAGGCUGGUCAUAUACCAUUAAUGCUUCAAUGCCUAACACUUGUACAGUUGAUUCAAAGGAAUUCGGAUAUGGUGCUGCCUAUACCAUUUCACUUGAUGAUUGUGUUGGAAAAAAACUUAUCAUUACACACUUCGAAGAUAUUGCACCAAAUACAGUCCAUAUGGCUUGGCAGAUCCCUCAGUAUUUUCUUCUUACAUGUGCAGAAGUACUGUUCUCUGUCACUGGGCUGGAAUUUUCAUACUCACAGGCCCCGUCUAACAUGAAGUCAGUGCUGCAGGCAGGAUGGCUGCUGACUGUGGCUGUUGGUAACAUAAUUGUCCUUAUCGUGGCUGGGGCAUCUGCAAUCAAAAAGCAGUGGGCAGAGUAUGUGCUGUUUGCUGCCCUGCUGUUGGUAGUUUGCGUCAUUUUUGCUAUCAUGGCUUCUUUUUAUACCUAUAUUGAUCCAAAUGAGAUUGAAGCCCAGUUCAGCAAGGAAGAAAAGGAAGAAAAGAAGGCUCGAGAUGGCAAUGAAAAGGAAGCUGAAACUGUUUCUCGACUGUAAAGGAGUAUUC